CUCCAUCUCGUCCCCUCGCUUCCUGCCUGCCAUCUUGAGCUCCUCAUUCCCCAAUUAGCAGUAGGGGCACAUACACCCAAUAUGAGCUUCUUCUUCUCAGGGUAUUCCGCCCUGCGUGGCGACAAAGGCGUAGAACAGACAGGCGCAGAGACGGUCCACAAGCUAUGCGACCGCGUGCAGAACUCAACAUUGUUAGAGGACCGGCGGGCGGCCGUCAUGGGUCUGAAGGGGCUGGCGAAGGACUGGAGGCUGGAUGUGGGAACGAAAGGCAUGCCGGUGCUUAUCAAUGUCCUGCGAAACGACCGAAUGGACGUCGAUAUUGUCAAAGCAGCAAUGGAGACGCUUCAGAUCCUAUGCGCACGCGAUCCUCCGAAAUCUGCAGGAUCGCCUCCAGGAGGGAAUGGCGGCGAAGACUUGGGAUUGAUGUUCACGGAGAUCUACACCAAGGAUGCGGGGAAUGUGACGCUUCUACUCGACAUUCUGGAAGAGGUGGACUUUUAUGUGCGGUUCUACGCCGUGCAGCUGUUGAAUACGCUACUGGAGAACGUGGGGAAUAGGCUGCAGGACAGCGUGCUGACGAGCCCGCUGGGGAUCUCUCGGCUCAUUGACCUUCUGGACGACCGACGCGAGAUCAUCCGAAAUGAGGGCUUACUGCUACUCAUCGCAUUGACCGAGAACAACGCCGACAUCCAAAAGAUCAUCGCAUUCGAGAGCGCCUUCGAGCGUUUACUCGGCAUCAUCGUGGACGAGGGCGCGACCGACGGCGGGAUCAUCGUCCAGGACUGCCUGCAGUUGACGCACAAUCUCCUCAAGUAUAAUGUCUCCAAUCAGAACCUCUUUCGCGAAACAAGCUGCAUACAGCGCAUCCCAUCACUGCUCACCAUGCGCUUGAUGCUGGACGACCGGUCGGAGCCUGUGGAUGUGCCCCUGACGCACGACAGUAUCGUCUGGACGGAUCAGAAAGUGGUGAAUGCGGUGCUGGUGCUGGAGAUUGUGCGGAUCUUGGCGGCGCCGAAGAAUCCUAGUGCUGCUGUGAAUCAGAACGUCAUGAACUACGCCAAAAUAAUCGGGACAUUGAGUGAACUGGCCUUCUCAACGACGGUACCGGUCAAAGUAAAAGCACAGGCCCUAUUCGCAUACGGCGACGCCGUCCGCGGCCACAAAGCCAACCAAGACAUCGUCUCCCGCACGACCCUCUCCGCCUCCUUCCUCGCCAAAAUCCCCAACCCCCGAAACACGGCGCCCAUCCCCGCCGUCCUGCAACUGAUCCGCCUGGCGUUGAACGUCGGCGAGUUCCCCGUCCGCGCCGCGGCCGCUUAUGCGUUCGAGAGCUAUGUGUAUCAUAACCCUGACGCGCAGUUGGCGGUUCUGUCGACGCUUAUCCCGCCGCCGUCGGAGAAUCCUAAUAGUUUUGAUGCGGAGAAACCAGAGUCUGCAGGCUCGCUCUUGGUAUCGUCCAUCCUCGAAUGGACAUCAUCGCGCAAAGAACCGUUCGGCCCGUGGUUUGCCGCAACCUUACUAUCCCACGCGAUGCAUGACAACACGCAGGGACAGCAUCUGGCGAUCUCGACCAAGUUGGAUGAGGGUGAAGACGCCGUAUCCCUCCUGCACAAAUGCAUGUUUGCCCUCCUCUAUGCCUCCCGCGAAGCCGCCGACGUCCGCAUCUCGCUCGGGAUCCUCUGCCUGCUCUCCAUCUGGGUGCACGAGUGUCCCAAAGCCGUGGCAGAAAUGUUGACCGAGGGGUCUAACAUCCAGUUCCUAGUAGAACAAAUCAACCAAUCCUCGGGCGUCGACCCCCUCAUCCAAGGCGUCGCAGCCUACCUCCUCGGCCUCCUAUACGAGUACAACGACGACUCGGAACCUACCUUCACGCGAACUAACCUCCAAGCUCUCGUCACCAGCCGUAUUGGCGCGGACGUGUUUGCGAGCAGGAUUGAGCGGUUGAGGGAGGCGAAGGAGUUUAAUGGGGCGAGUCAGCAUAUUAUUAAGAAGGAGACGAAUGUGGGAGCCGACGGCCUCCCCGAGGUGUAUUUCGACUUUCUGUUCGUUGAGCUGUUCAAGUCCAACCAUGACCGCAUCGUCCGCGACAUCACCACCCCCGUCUCAAAAGGCUCAUCCCCGAAACGACGGAUGGCGCGUACGUACCGGCCACAUCUCCUGGUCCCCCUUUCCCACAACUAAACACCCUCUUCCGUAUACAAACCAGCCGUCGACGAAGCAACCUUAACG
Fimicolochytrium jonesii is the source of this 2229-nucleotide messenger RNA. RefSeq names its product p115 like vesicle tethering protein. The record is from RefSeq and is a predicted model, not a curated record. Bases 82 to 2181 code for a protein of 699 amino acids. Gene Ontology annotation, cellular component: Golgi membrane; cytoplasm; Golgi stack. Gene Ontology annotation, biological process: vesicle fusion with Golgi apparatus; intracellular protein transport; transcytosis. Lineage: Eukaryota; Fungi; Chytridiomycota; Chytridiomycetes; Spizellomycetales; Powellomycetaceae. Gene Ontology annotation, molecular function: protein binding. The transcript has 14 exons.